Molecule: messenger RNA, 932 nt
Organism: Oxyura jamaicensis (ruddy duck)
Lineage: Eukaryota; Metazoa; Chordata; Aves; Anseriformes; Anatidae
Gene: PABPN1L
Product: PABPN1 like, cytoplasmic
Exons: 8
Coding region: 12-830 (272 amino acids)
Molecular function (GO): RNA binding
Source: RefSeq, a predicted model, not a curated record
AUUGGCUGCUGAUGUGUGAAAGUAGCGCGCCGGCGGGAAGGGCGCACGUGGCGGCGGGGCACGGUACGAGGGCGCGCAGCAUGUUCGCGGGCAGGGCCAGUCCUCUCUUCCUGGACACUUCUGGGGUCUGGUGGCAGGACCCACCAUCCCUGGCAGCAGUGGAGGCGUCCUGGGAUGUGGCGGAGACAGCAGCUCCGCGCAAGGCUGUGGAUGAGGACUCAGACCUGAGCCACCUGGAGGGGGACAGUGCGGAGGAGCUGGGUGUGCAGGACCCGGAGCUGGAGGCCAUCAAAGCCCGAGUGCGGGAGAUGGAGAAGGAGGACGAGAGGCUGAAGGCGCUGCAGCUGGAAGCUGAGAGCCGCCUCCUUGUGAGCUCAGAGGCAGGUCUCUUCCCAAAGACAACAGAGGAGAAGAUGGAGGUCGACCAGCGGUCCAUCUACGUGGGCAAUGUGGACUACGGGGGCACAGCGGAGGAGCUGGAGUCUCACUUCAACAGCUGCGGGCAGAUCAACCGCGUCACCAUCCUCUGUGACAAGUUCUCGGGGCAUCCCAAAGGGUACGCCUACAUCGAGUUUGAAGAGAAGAGCUCUGUGAAAGCUGCUGUGGAGCUGGACGAGAGCUUGUUCAGAGGCAGAGUCAUUAAGGUGCUGCCCAAGAGGACCAACAUGCCAGGCAUCAGCAGCACCGACCGUGGGGGCCACCGGGGCCGCUUCCAACCCCGGGGAGGGCUGGCCCAGCGAGGGGGCUACUAUGGGGGGCAGCAGGCGAGGCUGCGAGGGAGGACGUACAGGGGUCGGGCAAGGUUGUUGCCUUGGUAUUUUCCGUACUAAAAAGGAAGACUGCACUGCCCUGGAAGAUGCCAAUGGGACUGGAACGAAGAGAUGGGAUUGGAGAGACUUAAAUGUGCUUACCCGAGCCAAAAAAAAAAAAAA